AUGUCUGAGAAUUAUGCGGAAGACGAGUUUUACGCCGUUGAUUCCGGCAAGUCCAUAGGUUGGAUUGAUUUUUUGAACUUGAGCGCGGAGGAUGUUCUCCGGUUUAAUUUCGCAGAUGUUGACAUUGCAUUUGAGUUCUACCAGCAAUAUGCAAAGCACCAUGGCUUCGGCGCGAGACGUUCCAGAAGCGAAAAACGCGGCGAAGUAAGGAUACAGCACGAGUUCGUGUGCCACCGACAAGGGUUCCGAUCCCCGAAGUUCUACUCGAUGCCUAACCGGCAAAAGAGGCCGAGGGCCGAGACACGGUGUGGAUGCCAUGCAAGGAUGCUACUCCGCAUGGACGAUGAAUCAGGACGUUGGCACGUUGCGUUCUUUUCAGACGCGCAUAACCACCACGUUCUUGAGUUGCGAUUUUCUUCCAUGCUCCCGGGCCAUCGAAGGAUGAGCGAAGCGGACAUCGAGCAGAUGAACGACAUGCGCAAAGGGGGCAUUGGCGUCUCCCAAAUCCACGGUUUUAUGGAGAGCCUGGCCGGCGGGUAUCAUAAUGUCCCGUACACAACAAGGGACAUGCACAAUGUAAAUGCGAAGCAACGAAGAGAGGGUGGCCUAGAUGCGGAAUCGUGCCUAAGGUAUCUCCGAGAGUGCAAGGCAAAUGAUCCAGCACUGUACUACAAGAAAGUUGUUGACGGUGAGAGCGUGUUGCAACACUUGUUUUGGUGUGACGGCACCAGCCAAAUUGAUUACCAGGUGUUUGGAGACGUGGUUGCAUUUGAUGCAACGUACAAGAAAAACGUUUACCUUUCACCUCUUGUAGAAUUCUCCGGUGUGAAUCACCACAACCAAACGGUUGUCUUUGCCGCUGCACUGGUGGCAGACGAGAAAGAAGAGACCUAUGUCUGGCUGCUUCUGCAGUUGCAAACUUCAAUGAAAGGGAAGGCUCCCGUGUCCAUAAUAACCGACGAUGAUAGGCAAAUGAAGUCUGCAAUCGAGCAAGUUUUUCCAGAGGCUCACCAUCGACUCUGCGCUUGGCAUCUACUCCGAAACGCCACGAGCAACAUCGGAAAGCCCAAAUUCACCAGGAUGUUUAGGGAUUGCAUGCUCGGUGACUACGAGGUCCGAACAUUUCAGAGAAAGUUGUUUGAGAUGGUUGAGAAAUUUGGCGUGGCCGAUAAAAGAUGGGUACAGGACAUGUACGAGAGAAGGCACAGUUGGGCCACAGCACACAUACGGGGAAAGUUCUUUGCCGGAUUUCGAACAACAUCAAGGUGCGAGGGCUUGCACGCUGUGAUAUCACGGUAUGUUAAGUCUCGAUACAGCUACACUGAGUUUUUACGUCAUUUCCAUCGAUGCUUGAUGUUCGUGCGCGCAAAGGAGGUGGAGGCUGAUUUCGAGUGUGCAAAGGGUGACCCUGUUAUGACCACCAACCUGAAACAGCUGGAGCGGAGUGCAGCCGACAACUACACUCGUGCGAUAUUCUAUUUGUUUGUUUCCAUUUUUGACAGGACCUGUGCAAUGAGGGUGGUUGACUCUGAAGACAAUGGUUCCUAUUUUAUCCACACCGUCUCUCGAUACGACACUCCGGGGAAGGAUUGGCGUGUUGUUGCAACGUCUGAUACGAGGGAGGUCCGAUGCACGUGCAUGAGAAUGGAAUGUUUUGGGGUCCCUUCGAACAUAUAA
This is a messenger RNA of Arachis duranensis, 1677 nucleotides long. Its product is annotated as protein FAR1-RELATED SEQUENCE 5-like. The transcript has a single exon. The coding region runs from base 1 to 1677 and encodes 558 amino acids. Gene Ontology annotation, biological process: regulation of DNA-templated transcription. Lineage: Eukaryota; Viridiplantae; Streptophyta; Magnoliopsida; Fabales; Fabaceae. The record is from RefSeq and is a predicted model, not a curated record.